CCAGUUGCCAGGGCAGACAGACCCACCAUGAGCAGCUUCCUCCACCACCUCUGCUCACCAUGCGGACGCUGAGAUGGUUCCUGUUCUUGCCUCUGUGCCUCUCCUGCGGCUACGCCUUUAUGUUCUCUUCUCUGAGAGACAAAGCCAAAGAACCCCAGGGGAAGGUGCCUUGCGGAGGGCACUUCCGAAUUAGACAGAAUCUACCAGAGCACACCCAAGGCUGGCUUGGGAGCAAAUGGCUCUGGCUUAUUUUUGUUGUUUUGCUGUAUGUAAUACUGAAGUUUCGAGGAGAUAGUGAGAAGAAUAAGGAGCAGACUUCUACUGGCCUCCGAGGCUGCCAGUUUCGCUCUCCACUAAAGAAACAUCAAAAUACUUCCCCCAGCAAAGACUAUGCAUUCCAUACCUUAACCCAACUUGAGAUGGACCUUGUGAAGUUUGUGUCCAAGGUGCGGAAUCUCAAAGUCACCAUGGCAACUGGUGGUAACAUCAAGCUGCAAAGCUCAGAGAUGCCUACAGAUCCACACAAUAAUAUCACAAUAUAUGAGAUAUGGGGAGAAGAAGAGUCUGAAUGAAUGGAUUUGUGUGUCAAAAUAGAGGGAAAAUAAUCAAGUGUUGACAGACAGUAUCCAAACCGAUUAAACUAUU
Messenger RNA from Urocitellus parryii (Arctic ground squirrel), 645 nucleotides. It is a transcript of the gene Fam209a, whose product is annotated as family with sequence similarity 209 member A. The record is from RefSeq and is a predicted model, not a curated record. Lineage: Eukaryota; Metazoa; Chordata; Mammalia; Rodentia; Sciuridae.